Messenger RNA from Olea europaea var. sylvestris, 858 nucleotides. RefSeq lists its product as uncharacterized. Lineage: Eukaryota; Viridiplantae; Streptophyta; Magnoliopsida; Lamiales; Oleaceae. The transcript has 5 exons. Bases 1 to 858 code for a protein of 285 amino acids. The record is from RefSeq and is a predicted model, not a curated record.
AUGUGGCGGGUGCAUUGUUACCUAUCCCCGCCCCAUACCCGAGUCGGGUCUAAGUCUCCCACACCAUACCCGACCCAUUACCCAAUUAAGUGGGUAUUACCCGUUCCGCUCUGGGCGAGGCCCCACGGGGAAGUUGAGGACCUUGCAUUUAUAACCGAUCGGGGACAGUCUAUAAUAAAGGGUAUUGCUGAAGUUUUUCUCAAAGCACGUCAUGGGUAUUGCAUGUACCAUAUACAAGGCAACUUGAAGAUCAGGAUUAGGGACAAAGGCAUCGUUUUACUGUUCAGAAGAGCGAUCGAAGCUUACAGUAUUAAAGAGUGUAAUAGGUACAUUGUUGAAAUAGGAAGCAAAUCAUUCCCGACAUGGGACUAUCUAACAAAAAUGGGAAUUAAACAUUGGUUGCAGCAGUGGUUUCACGAUCGACGUGCGAAAUCACAUAAUUGCACGAAUGUGCUAGCCCCAGCGCAAGAGAAAAAGCUCUUCAAUGCUGCAAAGGUUGCGAAAAAGUUAAAUGUUGAACCACUAGACAAGUCGCGCUUCUCUGUGGAAUGUCCACGUAACAAGGCAUACAUGUUAGAGAGUUUUUCAUGUGAACAUGCAGUUGCGGUGACUAUGUAUCGAGGAUUUGCAGCAAGAACAUUGUACUCUCCUUAUUACACUUCUGAAAACUGGAGAGUUGCGUAUACUGAAACCAUAUUUCCUCUAUCAAAUGAAAUCAAAUGGGAAGUUCCCAAUUACAUUCGUCCGUUCAAUACAGUGUCGCCACCUCUCAUUGAACCGCGUAGUCCUGGAUGUCCAAGCACGUCUAGAAUAUCAUCUACUGGAGAAUUUUUCCGACCAUUAUUUACAUUGGCAUAA